Messenger RNA from Zeugodacus cucurbitae (melon fly), 8534 nucleotides. RefSeq names its product lachesin (gene DIP-alpha). Gene Ontology annotation, cellular component: neuron projection. The record is from RefSeq and is a predicted model, not a curated record. The transcript has 9 exons. Bases 439 to 2154 code for a protein of 571 amino acids. NCBI's taxonomy places the organism in Eukaryota, Metazoa, Arthropoda, Insecta, Diptera, Tephritidae.
UGUAACUUGGACGCGUGGAAAACCAAUACGGGCGCGAGUGUCAAAGCUUAGUGGCAAUUUGUGAGAUUACUAAUAACAAUAUUUGUGAAAAAAAUAUUUAAAAAGUUAUUAACACUAGUGUGCAAAAUAUUAGUAAUAAAAAAAUUUAAUUAAAUAAAUAAAUAGUUAUUAUUUAUUAGUAGUUAAAAGAAAAACAAAUACUUAAAAUGCCAGUUUCACUAAAAAGUGACUUGCUCAAUUCAAUUAUUAUAGUUUUUGAAAGCGAAUCUCAAACAGUGCUGAGCAAGAGCAGUGUUGAAAAAUCAUGUAAAAUAUUGUGUUGAAAUAAAUAUUAAACAAAAUAAAGUAAUUUUGUAUAAUAAGUGUUGGUUGAAGUGUUCAAUGACGUUACAGAUAACAGUGAAAUAAAAUCGGAAAUUCAAAAACAAAAGUGACGCAAUGAAACUAAUUUUGAAAUCAAAUAUAUUCUAUUGUUAUACGCGCCUGAUCUACCAUAAUGAGAAGAUGGCGAUCGUUUUACUGCUGAUCAUUACGCUCAUCAGAGAAACUCUCACUUUUCAACCGGAAUUUGUGGAAAGCAUAUCGAAUGUGUCAGUUGCUGUGGGUCGAGAUGCUACAUUCACAUGUCACGUGCGGCAUUUGGGUGGUUAUAGAGUUGGCUGGCUAAAAGCGGAUACAAAAGCCAUUCAGGCGAUACACGAGAAUGUCAUCACACACAAUCCACGUGUCAGCGUUAGUCACUUGGAUCAGAAUACAUGGAAUUUACAUAUAAAAGCAGUGUCGGAAGAGGAUCGCGGCGGUUAUAUGUGUCAGCUGAAUACGGAUCCAAUGAAAAGUCAGAUUGGCUUUCUGGAUGUCGUAAUACCACCAGACUUUGUUGCGGAGGAUACCUCUUCUGAUGUGAUUGUGCCAGAAGGCAGUUCGGUCAAAUUAACAUGUCGUGCCCGCGGUUAUCCUGAACCUAUAGUGACAUGGCGACGAGAAGACGGCAACGAAAUUGUGCUCAAAGACAAUAUCGGCACAAAGACAAUGGUGUCUUCAUUUCGUGGCGAAGUUUUAAAGCUGACGAAAAUCUCACGCAACGAAAUGGGCUCAUACCUCUGCAUUGCAUCAAACGGUGUGCCGCCGUCGGUCUCAAAACGCAUCUCGCUCAACAUACAUUUUCAUCCUGUCAUUCAAGUACCGAAUCAAUUAGUUGGCGCACCGCUUGGCACUGAUGUGCAGAUCGAGUGUCACGUCGAGGCCUCACCAAAAUCAAUUAACUACUGGAUUAAGGACACUGGUGAAAUGAUUGUGUCCUCGCUGAAGUAUCAUGUACAGGAAUCCUCUAAAUCCAUGUACGAAACGAAGAUGACAAUGAUUGUGCGUAAAUUCCUAAAAGACGACGUCGGCUCUUACCGCUGCAUAGCGAAGAACUCCCUUGGCGAGGUGGAUAGCAGCAUAAGGCUUUAUGAAAUACCCGGUCCGAAUCGUAAAAACCCAGCUGGCAAACACGGCGGUGGCGGCAACAACGACGCAGACACCAAUGACGUACUGAAAAUGAAACAGGUCAAAGUCACAUAUCAGCCGGACGACGAGGACCUGUACGGCUCAGCGGAGGAUUUCGAUGACAGCGAAUUGCCCUUGCCACCAUUAACGCCGAACAUCUAUUACACCAAUGGCCAGAAACAGCCGACACAUAGACCGGCAAUGAAUGGCGUAGGCCAGGGCGGUGGCAAUGGUGGCGCACAUGCCGCGAACGGUGGUAAUGGUGGUGCGUCCGAUGGACGCCAUCACCACCACAACACAGCUGGCGGCGUUGGUGGUGGCAUUGGUGGCGGUGUCGGUGGCAUUGGCAAUCUGGACUUCGGUAACUUGGACGCCACCAGUGGCGGGCUCAGCAUUGCUAGUGGUUUCGCUGUGGCUCUAUUUGGUGGCGUAACGCGUGGGCCUACAUUUCAAACCGGCGUUGCUGACACAUUUGGCGGUGCAUUGGACAAUAAGGAGCUGACGGGCGCACAACAUGGCCACCUUGCUGCGCAGUGGUCGUGGUGGUGGUGGUGGCAACAGCAGUUGGACAGCAGCUAUUACCGUUGGCGUGGCCAUUGGCAGCAAGCGCUGCUGAUGCUGCUCGUUCCCAGUUUAAUCACUUCAUUCAGCUGGCAUUUAUUAUAAUACGCGGUUGUCGUUAAAUGCCAAUGCGUGGCUCCAGCGCGGCGUGCCAUAACAACAGCCAAAUCGCGCAACAGCGCCAAUCGCGUAGACGAGUUUGGGAACGCGGCGCGCAUAGUAAGCGACGCACCAGUGCGGCAAUGCUCGGCGGAUGCUGUCAAUGUGUCGAAAAUGUCGAAGUCGGAUGUGGCGUCUCCUGUUGCGGUUACCAGUUGAAUUUUGCGUUGCGUUGUGUUGCGUUAAAACUGAAUUUAGACAGGUUAGUAUGAAAAUAUAAAAUCUAAAAAUCUAAAACAAGAAAUAUAAAAUUAAAUCAAAUCAAAUAAUGAGAUACAUACAUACAUAUAUUUAUAAAAACCCACUAAAGCGCAUUAGUUUAGUUAAAACAAAACUAUAAAAUACUAGUCUAAUUGAAAAUGAAAAUUUAUAGAAAAUAACAGAGACAGAGUUAAUAACCGAUUUUUCAUUCGCUAUAUAAAAAGCCACCAAAAUGUUAAGCUGUUAAAUAAGUUAUUUAGAAAUUGAAGUUGGCAAAAGUUAAAUGUUAUAAAGGCGAAAAUAUAAUUAAAAUAUAAUAUAAUUAUUAAAUAGGAUUUUGUACAUAGUAGUUUAUAUACAAGUAUAUAUAUAAUCAUUGAUUAUAUUUGGAGUUAUAUGUAUAACUCUCACUUUAAAUAUUUAAGCGCAGUAUGUAAGGUCAACAAUCAUUUAAUGAUUAAGCUAUUCUGAAAACAAUAUAUAUAGGAAAUCUUUUGGUUUGUAAAUAUUAGUAUCAAUGUAGAAUAAGCAUAGUAUUUAUAUAUAUAUAAUAUUCAUUACCAAAUAUGUGCUUGCUUAGCAGUUUUUCUUUUAGCAUACAAGUUCUCAUUAAAAGUCAUACAACUCAAUUAAUUAUUAUUUUCUUAAUUUCAAUAGUAAAAUUUGGUGAAAUAACAGCAUGUCCUUCCUAUGAUAAUAUUAACGUUUGAAAGCUUCCCCGAAAGUCCAUAAAAUAACCUUCAGUGGAAGAGAUUUUCAAUUUGGGAUAAUGUUGUCCCAGAAAUAGAUUCUUCACUUGCCUACACGAUUCUUUGCCUGCUGAUCUGGCGAGCCUCUCCAGCAUUUUUAUAGCAUACGAUACAUACGACCUAUUGGCUUUAAUCCCCGGAAUUUGAGUUCUAUUUAUUUUAACAAAAAUAUAAUAUCACGUGGAAGAUACGAAUUAAAUGUAAUAAUUAUUUAUACAUUCAAUGUACUCAAUGGCUUUUGGGUAGGUCGUUCAUACAAAGACCAAAUCAUGGUUAAUUUAUUUUCUAAUCUUUUCCUUCAAUUUUAAUAUAUACACUUUUACCAAUAAAGUCUCAAUAAUUUUCCUAUUGUAUUUUAUUAUGACCUCGUAAUGUACAUUCUUCUAACUUUGGCUUUUAUCAAAGAAACGCUGACUCGAUAGUAAUCCCGUACAUAGAACUCUCUGCUAAAAGACAACAACGCCCUGAAUCUUCAUUAGUUGCUCAUAUCUAAUAAAAAUUGUACUGCGCCCUCGCUGCAGUAGCUAUAAUUUUAAAUGUAAAAUAUCUUUGCUUAGCUUUGUAUAUCUUACAAAAAAAAGUUCGUUUUCAGAACAUUGUCUCGCUGGUCCUUUGACUAUUUGUACAACAUUUUGUCAUUAGAUCGCAUUUAUAAGAUGCAAAGUGUUGACAAGAUGAAGGUUACUAUAAAACUAGUUUUUUAAUAAUUAAGUCAUUGAGAACUUGGGAGUGUAAUUUACGUCUUCCUCCAGCGGGUACCGCAUCGAACACUUUCAGAGCUGGAGUGUUUUCAUCCAUCCGUACAACAUGACCGGCUAGGUAGCGUAGCCGCUUUAUUCGCUGUGCUAUGUCAAUUUCGUCGUAUAAGUCGUACAGCUCAUCGUUCCAUCGUCUGCGGCAUUCGCCGUUGCCAAUGUUUAGAGUUUAUUUUGAGCAAAACCUUCCUCUCGAAAACCCCAAGAGUCGUCCAUCGGAUGUUGUCAUCGUCCACGCUUCAGCGCCAUACAUCCGGACGGGAAUAAUGAGCGACUUUUAGAGUUUGAUUUUGGUUCGUCGAGAGAGGACUUUACUUUACACAGUAGCACCUGUUGGCAAGAGUGAUUUUGCGUUGGAUUUCAACGCUAACAUUGUUGGUGUUAUUAACGCUGGUUCCCAAGUAGACGAAAGUAUCUACGACUUCAAAGUUAUGACUGUUAACAGUGAUGUGGGAGCCAAGACGCGAGUGCGCUCACUGUUUGUUUGAAAUAUUUCGUCUUGUCUUCACGCGAUAACAUACGAAAACUUAAUUAAAAUGAAUAUAACUCAUUUGUGUUAUUAAAAUGAAAAGGCUUGCUGAUAUUUGUUUGGGUGUUAAAUUGUGCGAGUCUAAGUGAUUUAAAAAAUGUCUUAAUCAGCUACAUUAUUCGCAAAGUUUUGCCAUCCUGUGACUUUUUAUUGUUCCUUACUCAAAGGCCUUUGUUUCAUAUUGCACAAAGGAUCGUAAAAGAUAUCCACUUAAGGAACUGAUUGGAUUAUUAAUUAAUGUUUUAGCUUUAGCUCAAAAGAAGCCUACUGGUUCUCCGAAGUGUAGUUUCUCGGUUGAAGAUUCCACAACUGGCUUAAAUUUAAUGAGACAGCGCUCUGUUGAAGUAUUUUAAAAUUGGAUUUUUAUCUUGACAACCGUUCUGAAGUAGGUUUAAUGUCUACUGACAAAAAUUCAUUAUUUAUUCAGCGGUAAAUACAAAGUAUAUACCUGCUAAAUAUCGGUUAUAUUAUUACUCAAAUAUUCAUCUUCAUAAAAAGUUUCUAAUUAACUGCACAACUACAAAAUUAGGCAAACUGAGUAGUAAAUAGAGUAACAAACCUACCGCCAAAAAUGUAAUCGAAAAAAUAACGGUUGGUUUAAGAAAUUUAUUAUUAUUAAAAAAAUCCCCUAUCAAAAGAGAGCGUUGUUAAUUAGCUGACAACUCUUGUAUAUCAUAUAUGGGGACCAAUAACCAAUCCAUAAUUUCAAUAUGCUUUUUAAUUAUUCUGCAUACCUAUGAAAAGCCUUAUCGACCUUAUAUUAUUGACCUAAAGUCUUUGCUAUGAUAUCUAUGUACAUAAUUUGAUUUUUCAACAAUAAAAAAUAUGAAAUUGUAUGGAUAACGGUAUACUGUUACGAAACAAAACAAAACCCACUCGUUUGUUGGCGUGUCAACACACAAACGUUGCAAAGGCAAUUGAUGAGGGAACACCAUUUCCUAUUGAAUGCUGGGGUUAGACGGGCAAAACUAAUUCAAAUGAAAUUAAUGAAAGUCGGUGACAACAACGCAGGAAAUUUCUUUUUUUACAACUGUGGAAAAUGUUUCUAAAUUUUUGUUGUUUUAAUUUGUUUUUACUUUUGCUUUUUUCUUAUUUUCUAUAAUAGAAAUGAAAUGUUGCUUUGCUAACUUUGAUUAAUAAUCAGUUUUUGUUUGCGUGCUACGGUUUUGGUGUUUUGUGUGUGUGUUCGUUGAAAUGGGUUAAUGAGAGCAUUCGUUUGUUAUUAACGCCUGAAAGCAGAAAUAUUUCAUUUGUUUGGUGAAUUUGUACCUUUUUCGCAGGAGGUGCCUCUGACACUCUCUUCGUCAAAGAAAAAAACAUUCGAUAGGCAAUAUGUUUUGAAUUCUUUGCCAAUUAAAAAAAAUUCAAAUAAUUCUUAUAUUUUUUUUAUCUUUAUGACUUUUAAUCGACCUUUCAGCGUUGAAAUUUAUUUAAAUUUUUUUGGUUGUUUUCUUUUCACCCAGCAAUCCUUUUAUUGUGUACCUUUCUGUAAUUAAAAACUAAAGUCAAUUUUUCGCCCACCAAUUGCAACUUUAUUGAGCAACUUUUUAUGUUUUUUUUUACAAAAAAAUAUUUACAGCGAGUAACUUUUAGUAAGUAAUUUAAAUUACUUUCGACAGUUGUUGCCAAGCUCCUCCUUAGUUGUUGCCACAGCGCUUGCACCAGCAAAAAGUAAGUAAGCGCAGCUGUCAAAAAUACGACGAAAUGUCAAAAAAUUUAUAAUUUAUGCAAAUUAAAUGUUGCGCACUAAUACAAUAACAUGCAAGUGCGCUAACACACACAUGUAUAUGUAAACACAUGGCUGCUGAUAUGUGGCUUAAUUCGCGUGUAUAAAUACAUAUUUACUUAUAUGUGGAGUACACUUGUCAUUCAACUUGACAUUUCAAUGCACAGCAGCAUUACAUGCACACUUACUCACACUUGUUCCGCCGCAGAACUUCAUUUCAUUUCUACCCAUAAACAUUGUUUGUAUGUGCCCCCCAUCACUUAUGCCACGACUGCCAGUCGCUCAAGUUGCGCAUUUUUCAUGCAACAUGACAACAUGUUGAAGAAUACUCUAAGUAAGUAAGAUCUACAUAAGACUGUGCGCUGCGAGUGUUCUUGCUCAAGCGUGUGGCACAUCAAGCAGCGCUGAUAAAACUUCCUCCUUGCACUGGCAAAAAGGUUAAAAACUUAAAGAUGCACUUCAUCAUAUUCGCUCGAAAACAACAACAGCAACAACAAUAAGGAAUUACGCAAGUGACAGGCACACAGCAACAACACCGACAGUGGCAACGCCAAAAGCACAAAUACAAAUAAACAAGUUGAACAACCGUGGUCAGCAUUAUAUGGGGAGGUAUUUAGAAAAUGAACGACGAAGGUUAUCUUAAUUUUAAUACUUAAAAUAUAUUUUAUGAAAUAGUCGGAAACUUUCUUUAAAAUUACCAGAUAGAAGAAUUUUUAUUUACUUCUAAAUCUUUGAGGUUAUGAGGAUGCUAAAUACAUACGUAAAGAGUUAUUUGGUUCUCUAAAUUUCGAAAUCUGUCAUAUUUCACGCUUAAAUAUAUAGAAAUGUAUCUAACAAUAUCAAGCUUCAUUAAGGGGUUAGGGGUAGUCAGAGACACGAAAAAAUUAGAAUUUUCAGUAAUUUGUUUGCUAUUAAAUCAUGUUAUUUUACAAAAGUAAUAAUAUGGCAUUAUUAUACAAUGUUUUGACUUAAAGUUACGAAAUUUUGAAAAAAAAAAUUAUAAUUUCCAAAGUUAUAGCUGUCUGUGUUGACCCAGUUUCAAAAAAAGGUCCUUACGGAGACAAUCAUAAGUUCUUGGAGAUUCAUCUAAAAUCAAUCAGUUAAUUUUUUCCCGAAAAUCUAGAAAAAAAUUUCCUGAGGCCGCCAUUUUGUUAAUUUUUGAAAAACAAAAGUUUGGUUAAGGCCCAGGAUUAUCUAUUUAUAAAACUAUUUUUUUUAUCCGAUUGAUUGGUCUUAUAAAAUCGAAAUUCUUGAAAAAAAAAAUCUUUGGUUCAGGCUUGAGUAUAUUAUGCAUUCUAAAAGCUGUAGAAAUUUCAUUAAAAUCUACUUAGCGGUUUUCUAAAAGCAAUUAUCGGAUAAACUUCAAAUUUUCAGAGUAUAUUUUUCAGAUAUUACACUUAAGGAAAAUGCAACAAAAAUGAUUUUUUGAAAAUCCUGCUACCCCUAACCUCUUAACUCUAACUUGAGAAUGAACAAAUUUUUAUCGAAGAUGUUUUUUCCAAACUUAACGUGAUUUUUAAUAGUUUUACUUCAGUGCUCUCCACUUAUAAGCAAUCUGAACGAUGCACAGCCGGUAGCUUACGCGUUGAAAAAGUGUUCAGGGGAAUACUAGAGAAAUAUUAAUUGUUGCUGUAAAAUAUUAGUAGUUGUCUCUUCGGAGAUUUUCAUUUAUAAGGGAGAGAAAUACCCAUUUCAUUCUAAGAUUUUCUAAACCGUUUCCGUAUUGGUUUUCAAAAACUAGUUAUAGUUGAAACCACUUAGAAACCUCAAAGGUUGUUUGAAACUAACAUUGUAUUUGAGUUCUUCAAUUUAAAAUAACAAAGAUAAAAUUCUAAAACUCUCCCUAAAACGUCUAUACAUAUUGUCACACAGCAUGAUGAUAAUUAUUUUCCAAUUCUAUUAACUAAAUGAUUAAUACAAUGACAAAGCAACAGCUACAGCUUGCAUCAAGUGAAUUAGCUAUGGAAUGCUGGCGGUUCAAAUUACGAAUUAAGUCAUGUUAAUCUACCCAAACCGCAGGCGAAUACCGCAGAAGAUGGAAUGAUGAGCUGUAUGUGUUGUUCGACGACAUAGACAUAGUCCAGCGAAUAAAAAGAUAGCGGCUACGCUGGCUGGGUCAUGUUGUUCGAAUGGAUGAAAGUGCCCCAGCUCUGAAAGUUUUCGAUGCAGUACCCGCUGGUGGAAGCCGAGGAAGAGGGAGACCUCCACUCCGGUGGAAGGACCAGGUGGAGAAGGACCUGUCUUCACUUGGUAUUACCAAUUGGCGCCAAACCGCCAAAGGAGAGAUGCGUGGCGCACUGUUGUGGACUCGGCUAUAACCGCGUAAGCGGUUUCUACGCCAGUUAAGAAGAAGAAGAAUCUACCCA